Cryphonectria parasitica EP155 is the source of this 513-nucleotide messenger RNA. RefSeq lists its product as uncharacterized. The transcript has a single exon. The record is from RefSeq and is a predicted model, not a curated record. The coding region runs from base 1 to 513 and encodes 170 amino acids. NCBI's taxonomy places the organism in Eukaryota, Fungi, Ascomycota, Sordariomycetes, Diaporthales, Cryphonectriaceae.
AUGUGCAUAUACAUCCAAGAGAUACCCCUCUGCGGGCACCCAACCCGAUCUCUCCUCUUCUACACCAGCUGCUCCGCCGUCCACUCCCAGCUGAUGCGCAUCACCGAGCCCGAAGCCUGGGAGCCCGCCAACCUCGCCGGUGUCCCCUUCGACCUGCCCGGCGACUGCGACCCGCGGCCCGGGAAUAUCUGGACCUUGUACUCAGAUGACUACUGCGGGUGGGAGUGCCGAAAUAAUGCGUAUCUCCCGCGGGACAUGGGGCCAGUGGUGGUUGCGGCAGCGGCAGUGGAAGGCCUCGGGGGUGUUGGGCAGCAUGAUGUCGGGUUUGGGGUGGGAUUCCUGCCGGCUUAUGUCCCUGGCGAUGAGGAUCAGGAGGAGGAGGGCCGGUUUGGGCCUCGACAGCGCGGAUUGCAGCGUCCUGGUGGGCCCAAGGCGCCCAUGGUACUCGGCAUGCCGGAUGCGCGGUAUGGUCCUGGGAGCGAGAGGCCGGGAAUCAGCUGGCGAGGCGUCUGA